Juglans microcarpa x Juglans regia is the source of this 737-nucleotide messenger RNA. RefSeq names its product ER membrane protein complex subunit 6-like. The record is from RefSeq and is a predicted model, not a curated record. Gene Ontology annotation, cellular component: EMC complex; endoplasmic reticulum; membrane. The transcript is spliced from 5 exons. Gene Ontology annotation, biological process: protein folding in endoplasmic reticulum; autophagosome assembly. NCBI's taxonomy places the organism in Eukaryota, Viridiplantae, Streptophyta, Magnoliopsida, Fagales, Juglandaceae. Bases 66 to 425 code for a protein of 119 amino acids.
CAUUUAUCUCCGACUCCCGGUCAACGUAAAGAAAUCUAGUAUCAUAUUACAAAGUAGAAGGUGUGAUGGGACAUAAUGAUUCUAGUGUGGCUGAGAAGAAAUCAAGUGAUCCCACGAAUGACAUUCCAAACUUCAAUGCUGAGAAUCUGCAAAGUAACAUGAAAACUAUAUAUUACAGCCGGACUUUCCUGUCUAUUAUUGCUGGGGUCAUUGCUGGAAUUUCGGGAUUCACAAGCUUAACUGGGUUUAUCUUUUAUUUCCUAGUCAUGGCAAUCACUUCGGUUGGGUUAAUAGCGAAGGCAGGGUUUUCAAUUCAUUCAUACUUUGAUAGCUGGAACCGGGUUGUACUUGAUGGGUUUUUUAGUGGGCUCAUGUCAUUCGUGCUAUUCUGGACAUUUGCCUAUGACAUCGUGCACAUAUUCUGAUGGAUUUAUUGCCGUAUCUCAAAUCAAAUGGAAGUAAAGCUGUGUGGUGUUGCUGCUGAGGCCUGCGAUGCUGCUCACUGUGAUGCAUUUACAUUAUCCGGAGGUUCAGAAAUAGCUUUAAUUAUUUUGUAUAAGCUUUUAAACUAUCAUGUGAUUUACUUUACUCUACAUUCCUUCCUCUUGCCUUCAUAAAUUUCCAGAAUUACCAUUUGGCUAGAGGGAGAUGUAUUGGUAGUAAUUGAUUGUGGGAUGGAAUCUGAUGACCAGGAAAUUUUGUAUGAAACCUUCUAUGAAAAUGAGUUGCACCAUUAA